Molecule: messenger RNA, 2426 nt
Organism: Megachile rotundata (alfalfa leafcutting bee)
Lineage: Eukaryota; Metazoa; Arthropoda; Insecta; Hymenoptera; Megachilidae
Product: beta-glucuronidase
Biological process (GO): carbohydrate metabolic process
Molecular function (GO): beta-glucuronidase activity; carbohydrate binding
Source: RefSeq, a predicted model, not a curated record
GUCCAAUGAGAUAGGUAGAACCGAUUCUCUGUUCUAGUGGCGUGUAAGAUCUCGACAGGAGAGAACGUGCCAAGUUCCAACGAUGUUGCGUUGACCGCGACCGGAAACGUUGUAAACCGCCGUAACUCUUCCUCUUCCCGAGCCUUGAACUCUAUCAGCAACGUAAUCCGUCGAUUUACCGGUCGACUGUGAUGCGACAACUGUAUCGAUUAAUUCGACCAAUUUGAGGCUCAGAGGAAAAACGCUGGAAAAUGUGGCGUUUAAGUUUCCUUCUAAUCGGCGCCGUGAUGGCGGGAGAAUCGGGUCCUGAAAUCACAUACUCUGAAACUCCGAUUGAAUAUUCGCCUUUACCUCACGAAGAGGAUCUUCCUCCACCAUCGCCACUUCCUGGCAUGCUUUAUCCGCGAGAAAGCGAAUCGCGAGAGGUAAAAUCCCUCGAUGGCAUGUGGGACUUCAUAAUUUCACCAUCGGACGAUACAUUGAGAGGUUACAAAGAAGCAUGGUUCUCCGACGAAUUAUCAAAGGUAGGAAAAGUGAUAAAAAUGCCAGUGCCUUCAUCGUACAAUGAUAUAACAACCUCGAGGGAGCUCAGGGACCACGUUGGGGCUGUUUGGUACCAGCGAACGUUUUUCGUGCCCUCUUCUUGGCGGGAUCAAAGGGUCUUUGUUAGAUUUGGCUCUGUCAAUUACCUAGCGCAAGUGUGGAUAAACGGGGGAUUGGUAACCAACCACGAAAUGGGCCACCUUCCAUUCGAAGCUGAGGUGUCCUCAUACUUGGUUUAUGGCGGUAAAAAUCGCAUAACUGUCGCGGUGGAUAACACUUUGCUACAAACGAGCGUCCCACAGGGUAAAAUUGUUGAAACUGCUGUCGAUAAUGGGUCAGUACACAUGCAGACUUACACUUUCGAUUUCUUCAAUUAUGCUGGCAUACACAGGCCCGUUCUGUUGCACACGAAACCGCGGAUCUACAUCGAAGACAUAACAGUAACGACGGGACUGAUCGGUGAUGUUGGUAUCGUAAAAUACGCAGUUGAAGCGGCCGGCUUGCACGAACACGAAAUUCCUAUCUGCAGAGUGAGCUUGCUCGAUGCUGAAGGGAUUUUAGCGGUGAACGAACCGAUUUAUGGGUUUUCCGGCACGCUGAAGGUGCCGAACGCUAAACUGUGGUGGCCCAGGGGUAUGUCCACUGAUCCUGGAUACCUGUACACCUUAGAGGUCACAUUGACAGUGCUGAACGACAGCGGGGUAGACAUCUACAGGCUACCCAUUGGUAUCAGGACUUUAACCUGGACAAACACCACCGUGUUACUUAACAAUAAACCUCUGUAUAUGAGAGGAUUCGGUAGGCACGAGGACUCGAUCAUACGGGGACGCGGUCUGGACUUGGUUACUGUUGCCAGGGACCAUGAGUUGCUGCAGUGGGUCGGCGCAAAUGCUUACAGGACCAGCCAUUAUCCUUACAGCGAGGAAGUCAUUGACGUGGCUGACCGGUUAGGCUUCCUCAUUAUUGACGAGUGCCCGUCCGUGGACACUGAGAACUUCACGCCGAUUCUCCUUUCGCGUCACAAGGACUCGUUAUCUGAGCUUAUAAGGAGAGACAAGAAUCGUCCUUCGGUGAUUAUGUGGUCAAUCGCAAACGAGCCCAGGACGCAGCUACCAGAAGCUGGAGAAUACUUCAAGCAGGUGGCUCAUCACACUAAGGCACUGGACCCUACCAGGCCGGUUACCAUUGCUAUGGCACGAGCUGUUCAGGAGGAUAAAGCCGGCGAGUACCUUGAUGUGAUUAGCUUUAAUCGGUAUAAUGCUUGGUACAAUAACCCAGGCAGACUCGACACCAUAACGAACCGAGUUAUAGGAGAAGCUGAAGCAUGGCACAAAAAAUAUAAUAAGCCUGUACUUAUGUCCGAGUAUGGAGCCGACACUAUGCCUGGAUUACAUGAAUUGCCAGAGUAUGUGUGGAGUGAAGAAUAUCAGGUAGAAGUUCUCUCCAGGCAUUUUGAAGCAUUUGACCAAUUAAGAAACGAAGGUUUCUUUAUUGGAGAAUUCAUUUGGAAUUUUGCAGAUUUCAGAACAGCUCAAACAUUCAUAAGAGUGGGUGGAAACAAGAAGGGUAUAUUUACAAGGGAGAGACAACCCAAAAUGGCAGCAUUUCUCGUUAGGAAAAGGUACCAUUCCCUUCAGAAAGAGCUAGAUGGAACAGAAAUGCCAACAGAUCUCGAAAAUUCCAUUUCAUUUUGUCACUCAAAGGACUCAAUGCUUUAAUUACCUUGCAAUUUUUUGUAAACAAAUUUCCAAAAGAAAGUGUUCAUUACCUGUCUGCACAUGUAUGUGUUCAAAUGUCAAAUUACCAACAGUGUACUUCUAUGUACUUUCAGGUUUAAUAAUCACAAAACUGAAUUCGAUUUUUUAAUAAAUGUUUGAUAAAAA